Stereum hirsutum FP-91666 SS1 is the source of this 471-nucleotide messenger RNA. RefSeq lists its product as uncharacterized. The annotation marks the transcript as partial. The transcript is spliced from 2 exons. NCBI's taxonomy places the organism in Eukaryota, Fungi, Basidiomycota, Agaricomycetes, Russulales, Stereaceae. The record is from RefSeq and is a predicted model, not a curated record.
AGACUUCGUAUAGACUCAGUGACGGCGAGUAAUACGGAGGAUGCUGCGAAUUUGAUCGCAAAGUACGUCUCUUCUGAACCGUACUCAGAUAGAGAGGAGGUAGUGGACUGUGAAGAUAGUGGCGUACAGCUGUACGUCUGUACCCAUGGAGAACGGGACUGUCGAUGUGGAGAAUGGGGUGGCGAGGUUGCAGACGAGCUGAACGCUGAGCUUAAGCGGAGACAGAGCAAUGAUCCUGAGGGAGUAUGGGGAAGAUAUUCGAUAGGAGAAGUGGGACAUGUCGGCGGGCAUAAGCAUGCGGCGAACUUACUUGUCUUUCCCUAUGGCGAUUGGUUUGGGGGCCUCCGAAAACAGCACGUUUCCUCUGUCCUAGACGCUGUCGCAGCACGGCCUUAUGCAGCUACGCACUGGGAUGCACCACCAGACCUUCCAGAAUUUUGGCGAGGGAGAAUGGGUUUAUCAAAAGAGGAA